This is a messenger RNA of Elgaria multicarinata webbii, 1199 nucleotides long. RefSeq names its product solute carrier family 25 member 53 (gene SLC25A53). Bases 134 to 997 code for a protein of 287 amino acids. The record is from RefSeq and is a predicted model, not a curated record. Gene Ontology annotation, molecular function: NAD transmembrane transporter activity. The transcript has 2 exons. Gene Ontology annotation, cellular component: mitochondrion. Lineage: Eukaryota; Metazoa; Chordata; Lepidosauria; Squamata; Anguidae.
UUGAUCUGUAAAGCCACCUGAGCCAGUAGGAGGAAUGAGGCACAAGGACUGGGGGACACAGCAGUGCCUGGAUCAGCUCUGGCGCUGAAAAAGCAAAGGCCUUUGAAAGCCAGAAGGGAGCAGGCACGAGGAGAUGGCAGAGCAGGGGAAGCCUCAGAAAAGAAAGUGGAACUUGAGGAGCUACUGUGUGGGAGCCGUUUCCAGCUUCCUCUCCACACUGGCCACCUUCCCCAUCUACAAGACCAUCUUCCGGCAGCAGCUCCACGCCUUCUCCAUCAGGGAGGCCGUCCACCAGCUCAGCAAGGAGGGCCUCCCCCAGUUCUACCGUGGCGUCUUCCCGCCUCUCCUGGCCAGGACCCUACAAGGCACCGUGAUCUUCGGCACCCACGACAGCUUCCUUCGCAUCCUCUCGAGGCACUCCGCUGGUCCUUACUCGCCGGGAGAACGAGCCACAGCAGGGCUCCUCUCGGGCUUCUUGGAAGCCGUGGUCCUCGGACCUUUUGAGAGGGUGCAGAACGUGCUCCAAGACGGACGGAAGGUCAAGAGGUUCCCCACAACCGGCAGCAUCCUGAAGGAGUUUGGCUCCUACGCAUUGCGGGAAAGGCUGACGCUGGGCUACUACCGAGGCCUAGGCCUUAUCCUCAUCCGAAAUGGCCUGGGCAGCUCUCUCUACUUCUCCUUUAAGGACCCUCUCCGCGACAGCCUGUCCGAGAUGGGUUUGCCUAGCAGGCUCCCUGCCCUCGUGUCGGGCAGUGUCAAUGGUACCAUCAUUUCCCUCCUGCUGUACCCUCUGAGCGUCCUCAUUGCCAAUGUGCAGUCACAGGUGGGCAAGCAGGAAGCCCUACCCCUCCGGGCCGCUGUGGCCGCCAUCUGGAGGACCCGGGGGAGGAGGGCCACGCUGCUCUACCGGGGGGGAUCCCUCCUUGUCCUCCGGUCCGGCCUCACGUGGGGCCUCACCACAGCCCUGCACGACUUCCUGCUGGAAGUCAUGGACUAGGUGGUGCUCCUCCACCACCACCUCAACCUCCUCACGGUCUGACCAGAAUCAAGUCGUUGGACCUGGUGGGGUCUCCCCUGAGCAGGAGAGGGGUGCUCCUUCUGAAGAUGAAAGGUCACCACUAGACCCACAGGCAAAACAGAAAGAGGGGAGGAAAACUGCAUGACGCACAUAAUUUAACGGGGAGGAGAGCAGCAAUAUU